Vombatus ursinus (common wombat) is the source of this 2456-nucleotide messenger RNA. RefSeq names its product gremlin 1, DAN family BMP antagonist (gene GREM1). The transcript has 2 exons. Gene Ontology annotation, molecular function: BMP binding; receptor ligand activity. Bases 186 to 740 code for a protein of 184 amino acids. NCBI's taxonomy places the organism in Eukaryota, Metazoa, Chordata, Mammalia, Diprotodontia, Vombatidae. Gene Ontology annotation, biological process: animal organ morphogenesis. The record is from RefSeq and is a predicted model, not a curated record.
GGACUCGGGGGCCAAACCAGCAGCGCUGACACAGUCGCAGCUCCCAAGCUAACCCCGUGUGCCGCCCCAGGGGGGUUAGGGGGCGCGGAACCAGCCCCUGGGGCAGUCGCAGCGACUCAGGAAGACUUACAAAACUCCCUAGGUCACGAAGAGAAGAGAAGAAAAAAAGGACACUUCGGAACAGGAUGGGUCGAACCACCUACAUUGUAGGGGCUUUGCUUCUGCUCUUGGGAACCUUGCUGUCUGCCACCGAAGGCAAAAAGAAAGGAUCUCAAGGUGCCAUCCCACCUCCUGAUAAGGACCAGUACAAUGACUCAGAGCAGACUCAGUCUCCCCAACAGUCUGGAUCCAGGAAUCGGGGCCGGGGCCAGGGCCGGGGCACUGCCAUGCCUGGGGAGGAGGUGCUGGAGUCCAGCCAGGAGGCCCUGCAUGUGACUGAACGCAAAUACCUGAAGCGGGACUGGUGUAAGACACAACCUCUCAAGCAGACCAUACAUGAGGAGGGUUGCAACAGCCGCACCAUCAUAAACCGCUUUUGCUAUGGCCAAUGUAAUUCCUUUUACAUUCCCAGGCACAUCCGGAAGGAGGAAGGUUCCUUUCAGUCAUGUUCCUUCUGCAAGCCCAAGAAAUUCACCACCAUGAUGGUUACACUCAAUUGUCCUGAAUUGCAGCCACCGACCAAGAAGAAAAGGGUUACCCGGGUGAAGCAGUGUCGCUGCAUAUCUAUUGAUUUGGAUUAGGUCACAGACGCCCAGCCUACCCUAAUGACUCAGCCCCAGAUGCAGACGGUGCCAAAUCAAAGGCAGCUUGGCACUUUCUAUGCUCAAAUCCCAGAUGCGGGAAGAACCACUCACUGCCUCUUGGCAUGAGCAUGCACGUGUGCAUUUGUCUGUGUGUUGGAGCAUUGCAUGCAUGUUCAGAGGCACCAUGGGGGAAAAAACAAUCUCUUCUAGAGGGCACUUCCUAUUAUAUAAAGAGUAUUUGUUGCAUUUGGGGAUGAUGCAGAUGACCCAAAUCCCUGGCAACUUCCCUGAGGCAAAUCACCAGUCAGGCAGGGAUGUUGUCUUGCUUUGCCUCUGCCUUCAAUGCGCCUUCUUAGGCAUCUAAGAUUCUCUUCAGAAUGAGUGUUGCAUGGACAGUGGUUACCCUGGGUUUUGUUAAGGGAGCAUGGAAAGGGACUUGCUUUCAGAUCUGUACCUGACAUAGAAAAAUGAUUUCAGAAGCUCCUUCCCCUAACCAGUAGUUCCUUUCAACCACUUUUGGUCCAUGCUCCCAAACACAAAAUCAGUAGCUGUCUACAAACCAAACUCCUCUCUGUGAGCUAUCCCUGUUGUCUUCUUACCAUGGUUUUAUGUACUUUCCUCUUUGCAAAAAUACUCCAGAUAAUUAAAGGAGGCUUGGAUUGCCAAGAAAAUGGAGGUGAGACACUGAGGGGCAAGUAGUGGUCCAGGAGGUAGAAUUUAGGGGCAAAGUCCACAUGAGCUUGGCAGGAUUGAGGUAGGGUGUGUGUAGGGAAUUGAAUAUGACAACACUGUAAAAUCAUCCUUUGAAGUAGAGAUUUUUCUUGCAGCAUGAAAUAGAAUCUAAGUAAAUCAAGGACUCAAUAAAUGUCUUGCAUAACACCCUCAACUCUGUUGUGCAUUUUGAAAUGGACCUGAAUAAAAUACGGUAGGCUUAGCUCUGAUUUUCUUGAAAUUAUUUGUAGAGAGUCAAAUUUUCAAUGGUGGCGCUUCUCAACCCAAGAUCAAAUUUCUGUCUUGCUAAUUUUUCUAGCCCACUGAAAUUCACAAUAUGUAAAAAAAAAACUAAACUGUUACUGCCCACUCUCCCUCUGCUCUACAUCCCCAUAAAUACAGGGCUUAAAGCCUUCUGAAAAUUAAAUCAUCGUAUUAUUGUUCACUCAACAAGAAUUUAUUAAGCAUGUCUACAUGCCAGGCACUCCGCUGGGUGCUGGAGAUACAAAGACAUAAAUGAAACAGCCCCUGCCCUUAAAGGACCUACAUUCUGCUACUGGAUGGAAUCAGUCAUAUUGGUUUGGAAGCUACUUGACCUUCUUAUAACACAAGACUGAGGACAACAAGGUAGAGGUAUAUGGGAGAUGCUGAUUACCCUAAAUUCAGUUCCCAGACAGGGUUGUGAAGAUUUUCUAUAAGAUAGAGGAUCUCUUCUGGUCUCAAUAUUGGGGUUGGCUUCAAAUUUCAUGUCAUGGCAGCUGGCCCACUUACUAACUAGGCUAGUUUGAUAGAUAUUCACCAUCAUUUGUGCAACUCAUUAAAAAAAUCCCUAGCCUGUCCUUUCUCCCAGGCUAAAUAGCCUGGUUUUCCCAGAGAAUAAGGAAAAAUAUCACUAAAGAUCAAAAUUAAAGUUCAGUCCUAACUCUUUUCGACCCCAUUUGGGGUUUUCUUGGCAAAGAUACUGGAGUGGUUUGCCAUUUCCUUCUUCAGUUCAUUUUACAA